Molecule: messenger RNA, 4671 nt
Organism: Lucilia sericata (common green bottle fly)
Lineage: Eukaryota; Metazoa; Arthropoda; Insecta; Diptera; Calliphoridae
Exons: 2
Biological process (GO): DNA integration
Molecular function (GO): nucleic acid binding
Source: RefSeq, a predicted model, not a curated record
AUGUCGCUUGAUCGUACUCCACCACCAUCCAAUAUUCCACCUCCAUUACCUUUAGCACCAUUAACAAUAGAACCUUCAGUUUGCCAUGUGUGCAACGAAACUAUGGCGGAAGGCCAAGAUUGUCUGAUAAUUAACCAAUGUUCUCACACGUAUCAUAGACAGUGUAUUGAAUCGCAUUUGGCAAAUUCCUCAGAAUGUCCAGUAUGUAAGAGAUCCUUUCAACUCUGUGAGUUACGUAAACUCAACAUUGUGAAUAAACUUCUACCUUUAGCCAAAGGCAAUACAAAAGGCAAAGGUAGAGGAGCAGUUUCAAAGCCUUAUAACCUUCGUAGUGCAUCUUGCAAUCUCUUUGCAGAGUCAGAUAAUCAUAAUUUAGAAACUUUAGUUACUCCUGAUCGUCAUGUUUCGAACAUUCCUGAUACAAAUUUAAUGAAUACCCCAACACGUCAACAAUCUCAUCACUCUCCUCAACGGAAUACUAAUGAUACUAACGUUGAUUAUAACAAAAUUAACCAGAUGAUCGAAAACAAUAUUACUCGGCUUUUGACAAAUUUAAAUAUUAUACCAUCUGCUAAUACAGCCAAUAAUAAUGGUUGUAAUCCUAAUCGUUCUGUUAGACCUAAUAAUAACAAUUAUACGGAAAAUGUCAAUAAUACUCAAUUCUUAAAUUCGCCCAAUAUAUUUUCAAAUUCAAACUCUUAUAACACCUCAAUGCACCCUGACAAAAUUACAUCGGUAAUACAGAACUGGAACUUAAAGUUUGAUGGCUCUGCUACUGGGUUAAAUGUGGAUGAGUUUUUAUAUCGUAUUCGAUCGCUAACUAGGGACAAUUUCAAUGGCGAUUUUUCAGUCGUUUGCAAAAAUUUACACGUUUUAUUAACGGGAAAGGCAAGGGAUUGGUAUUGGCGAUACCAUAAACAAGUACCAGCCAUAGAUUGGUCAGAUUUUUGUGAUGCCAUAAAGUGUCAAUAUAAGGAAUUUAAAUCCUCAUUUGACAUACGAGAAGAGAUUAGAAAUAGAAAACAGAAACCAGCUGAAAACUUUGAUACAUUUUAUGAAGCAGUAUCUUCGAUUAUGGAUCGCCUACCCAGUCCCAUGUCUGAACCGGAACUAAUAGAAAUUCUAGCAAGAAAUCUUCGUCCUGAUAUUCGCCAGGACUUGCUUUAUGUUCCUAUUCACUCCAUUUCACAUUUGCGAAAGCUUGUGCAAAUGAGAGAACACUUCCUUAGUGAUGAAUACGUGAGAAAAAGUUUUGUUGGUAGAAAUCCAAAUGCAAUGUUACCUCGGCGGUAUAUUAAUGAAAUUGACACUAACGACAAUGAGAUUUUACGUGAUGUUCCGGAAAAUAACAUAUCUGUGGAUGCAAUGCAACAUCCAGAGGACAUAAAAUGUUGGAAUUGUGAUGAGCCCAUAACAAUUUUACAACGUCAAACUUCCUCAUAUCCUAUCCAUGAAAGUUCUGAAGAAAAUGUGAAUCACAUUAUCUUCCCUAAACUUCCGUAUCAUAAACGAUUGGAGAUUUAUCUUCAAAAACGUAAUGAAAUAUUCAAUGUUUCAAGCAUAUGUGUAAAUCCCAAAGUUAAAACUAAACGUUCUACAGCUAGAUUAAGAAAAUUUUAUAAAAUUCGCAAAAUUUGUCGCAAAUUUCUCGUGUCUACCAUUGUUUCGAAUCCUAAAGAUAAGCGCUAUUAUGCGAAAGUGAAUUUUUUGAACUUUAAUGAAUUUGGUUUGUUAGACACUGGGGCCAACAUUAGUUGUGUUGGAUCCGAUUUAGCCUUAACUGAUUUUUCAAAAUUUCCUAAUUUUGUAAAAUGUAAGAGCUUUGUCAAGACGGCCGAUGGAAAUUCACAACCUGUCCUCGGUUGGUUGGAUGUUAACAUCACUUUUCAAAAUAAAUCGAAACCUAUUAAAUUGUUUAUAAUACCAUCAAUUGCGCAACGUUUGAUACUGGGAAUCGACUUUUGGAACACCUUCGCAUUGCUUCCAGACCUAGUUGGAGCUGUAAGUAUAGUUUUUGUUAAUGAUAAGUCCAACUGUCCGUCUGAUUUGUCCGUUAUUGAUGCAAAGUCCGAUGUUUUGUCCGAUUCUAAAGAAAAGUCUGAUGAUAAUUCCGAUGAAAAUUCCUACCCACUCACAUUAAGCCAACGCCAACAGCUUAGCGCUGUUAUAGAACUAUUCCCUAAUUUUGAAAAGCAAGGGUUGGGAAGAACUAGCUUAAUUAAGCACUCGAUUGAGGUAGCUGUAGCUACACCAAUCAAGCAACGGUUCUAUCCGGUUUCUCCUGCUGUCGAGAAACUGAUGUUUGGUGAGAUUGACAGAAUGUUGGCGCUUGGGGUCAUUGAGCCAUCUACGUCCCCAUGGAGCUCACCAAUGCGUUUGGUUGUCAAACCAAAUAAAGUAAGAUUAUGUUUAGAUGCAAGAAAGGUGAAUUUAGUCACCAAAAAGGAUGCUUAUCCAUUGCCAAACAUAGAGGGAAUUUUUGCAAGGCUUCCAAAAGCGAAUCUCAUAUCCAAGUUAGAUCUGAAGGAUGCCUAUUGGCAAAUUGCCCUUGAUGAUAAGUCCAAACCAUUGACGGCAUUCACAGUCCCAGGCAGACCACUAUAUCAGUUUGUAGUGAUGCCUUUCGGACUGUGUAAUGCCCCUCAAACAAUGUGUAGAUUAAUGGACGAAAUUAUACCUCCCGAUCUACGGCAAUGCGUCUUUGGGUAUCUGGACGAUCUAGUAAUUGUAUCUGAAGAUUUUGAGACUCAUUUAGAAGUUUUAGUGCGAAUCGCGUCUCAGUUCCGAAAAGCCAACUUAACACUGAACAUAUCAAAGUCUAAAUUUUGCGUUGUUAAGGUGAACUAUCUGGGAUAUGUCAUAGGAAACGGAGGGAUAACAACUGAUCCUGAGAAGAUUUCAGCUAUCAUUAAUUGGCCUACACCUAAAAAUUUAAAGCAGGUUCGUGGUUUUCUUGGAUUGGCGGGGUGGUAUCGUCGCUUUAUCGUAAACUUUUCCAGCGAAGUAUUCCCCAUAACUGAAGUGCUAUCUACAAAGAAAAAAUUCGUAUGGACAGAAGCAGCUCAUCAAGCCUUUCACAGAAUAAAAAUGCUUCUAACCACUGCUCCGGUCUUGUCAAAUCCAAAUUUUGCAAAGAAGUUCUUCCUGCACUGUGAUGCUAGUGAUUACGGCAUUGGCGCAGUUCUGGUGCAAUUGGAUGAAGAAGGAAACGAAAAACCAAUUGCAUACAUGAGUAAAAAGUUAAAUUCAGCGCAGCGUAAUUACAGUGUCACAGAGCGGGAAUGCUUAGCAGCUAUAGAGGCAAUAAAACGAUUUAGAUGCUAUUUGGAAUUGCAAGAGUUUGAAGUGGUUACGGACCAUUCUAGUCUAUUAUGGCUAAUGAGACAGCCUGAUCUAAGCGGUAGAUUGGCCAGAUGGGUAUUCAAGUUGCAGGCUUAUAAAUUUACAAUCUCACAUAGGAAAGGAAAAGAUAACAUCGUGCCGGACGCGCUGUCAAGAAUUCCUGAUGAAGAAGUAUCUGCCUUAGAAAUUAGUGAACCGGAAAUUGAUUUAAAUUCUCCGCAUUUCGAUGAUAAAGAUUACCUAGAUUUAAAAGAUAAAAUAAACAAUAACCAGGCAAAAUAUCCUGAUGUAAAAAUUGUGGAUAAAUAUGUUUAUUAUCGCACGCAACACUAUUCUGGAGAAGAAGCUCAGGAACAAGAAUGCUGGAAACUCUGGAUUCCUUAUGGUCUUCGAAGAACCGCUAUUGCAAGAGCACACGAUGCCCCUGUGUCAGCUCACGGAGGAAUGAGUAAAACCAUUGAGCUUCUCAGAAGAAACUUUUUCUGGCCUGGAAUGGUGCGAGAUGUGAAAAACUACGUUCGUGACUGUGAAACGUGUAAAGUGACAAAAUCUCCAAAUUUUGUAAUGAAACCGCCAAUGGGAAAUCAAGUCACUUCCGUUCGCCCAUUCCAGCGCCUUUACAUAGACCUUCUGGGACCGUAUCCGCGAAGUAAAACUGGUUUUAUUGGCUUACUUAUAGUUUUAGAUCACUUCAGCAAAUUCCACUGGUUGUGUCCAUUAAGGAAAUUUACUUCUAUUGCCAUUCAAGAGUUUUUGCAAAAAUCUAUUUUUCACACAUAUGGCGUACCGGAAACAAUAGUAAGUGAUAACGGUAGUCAAUUCCGUGCAAACGAUAUUAAUGCUUUUCUAACUUCCUAUGGAAUUCAACACACGUAUACAGCACUUUACUCCCCCCAAUCCAACGCCUCUGAACGAGUGAAUCGUUCACUGAUUGCUGGUAUAAGAGCGUAUCUUAAGAAAGAUCAACGUGUAUGGGACGAAAAUCUUACGGCUAUUAGUUGUGCUCUCCGUAACUCAUAUCAUCAAUCCAUCGGAUGCUCACCUUAUCACGCUUUAUUUGGCUUUGACAUGGUCACUCAUGCAUCCUCUUAUUCAUUGUUAAGGAACCUUCAGUUACUUAAUGAGCCUUCUGCGAAUUUGACACGAGAUGAUCAACUACAGUUAAUUCGUCAAGAUAUACGCAAACAUAUAAAUGAAGCUUAUAAUAGAAACCAACACCAAUAUAAUCUUCGAGCUAAGACUCAACAUUUUACAGUUGGCCAGGAAAUAUAUAGGAGAAAUUUCGCACAAAGCAAUUUUGAGAAACGAUUUAAUGCCAAACUAUCACCA